CACCCAAGAAAGCAAUCGACACCGGAGCACUCUCACCGAAGAGAGCAAUAGGUAGAGGAGUCUCUCUCAUAUAAAGAAGAAAAGGGUCCUCUGAAUGCAUUAAUGGAGUCCUGAAACAGCUACAGCUUCUCCCUUCUUAGCUGUAUUUCUAUAAAUACAGCAUAGAGGAGCUUUCUUUGAGAGUGGGAGAGAGAGAGAGGGGUAUAAAGGUGUAGGAGAGCUGAAUUUGCUGGAACCCUUAUUGGGUUUUCUUCAAAUGGGGAGGGGUAUUUAUGGGAUGCAUUUAAUGGUGGUGUGGGUGUUGUUGGUAAUACAUCUUCUAGUGUUUGAUUGUAUGAGAGUAGCAGUGUUAUGUCAGCAAGAAGAUGCUUCUACAGCUGCAGCAGUUUAUAUUGUUACACUCAAACAAGCUCCAACAUCAAUUCAUUACUAUAGUCGUGAUUAUGAGAAUGAUGAUAUGAAGAUGGAAAUGAAUGGUCUGAGUCAUGGUAAUCACAGCAGAUUAACCACACCCAACAAACCCAGGAAUAUAUCAAGAUCCAGUCGUGGCUACAGUUCAUAUCUGGUUCGGCUUCAGGAUUCACUGUUGAGGAAAGUAUUGAAGGGGGAGAACUAUUUGAAGCUUUAUAGCUAUCGUUACUUGAUCAAUGGGUUUGCUGUUUUUGUAACUCCUCAGCAGGCAGAGAAGCUUGCAAGGAGGGGAGAAGUGGCAAAUGUGGUCUUGGAUUUCUCAGUUCGAACUGCAACCACUCACACCCCGGAGUUCUUGGGUCUACCUAAAGGGGCGUGGGUCAAAGAAGGCGGACCAGAAUUUGCAGGAGGAGGAAUCGUGAUUGGAUUUAUUGAUACUGGAAUUGACCCAGCACACCCCAGCUUUUCUGACGACUUCUCUGAAAAUGCUUAUCCAGUUCCUGCUCACUUCUCUGGAAUUUGUGAAGUUACAAGGGAUUUUCCAUCUGGGUCUUGUAACCGGAAGCUCGUUGGAGCUCGGCAUUUUGCUGCAUCUGCUAUAACCAGGGGGAUCUUCAACGCUACUCAGGACUAUGCUUCGCCGUUCGAUGGUGAUGGUCAUGGAACGCAUACGGCCUCCAUUGCAGCUGGGAACCAUGGAAUUCCAGUCAUUGUAUCCGGGCAUCACUUUGGGAAUGCAAGUGGCAUGGCCCCUCGUGCACAUAUUGCUGUUUACAAGUCACUGUACAAGAGCUUCGGAGGCUUUGCUGCAGAUGUUGUUGCUGCCAUAGACCAGGCAGCUCAAGAUGGAGUGGACAUCAUAAGCUUAUCGAUUACUCCCAACAGGCGUCCUCCUGGGCUAGCGACUUUCUUCAAUCCAAUCGACAUGGCGUUGCUUUCGGCUGUAAAAGCUGGCAUUUUCGUUGUCCAAGCGGCCGGAAACACUGGACCUUCACCCAAGAGCAUUUCAUCUUUCAGCCCAUGGAUCUUCACAGUAGGUGCUGCCACCCAUGACAGAGUCUACAGUAAUUCCCUCGUCCUUGGCAACAAUGUCACUAUUUCAGGUGUUGGACUUGCACCUGGGACAGAUGGAGACACAAUGUACACUCUGGUUGCCGCAAUUCAUGCACUAAACAACAACUCAACUGAUAAGAAUGAUAUGUACUUGAGUGAAUGCCAAGACUCGAGUCGCCUGAAUUUGGAUCUGAUCCAAGGAAACCUCUUAAUCUGCAGCUAUUCAAUUCGAUUCGUGCUUGGGCUGUCAACCAUUAAGCAGGCUUUGGAAACGGCCAAAAACCUCAGUGCAAUUGGCAUCGUCUUUUACAUGGACCCUUUUGUUAUUGGGUUCCAGCUCAAUCCUACUCCGAUGAAGAUGCCGGGCCUGAUAAUCCCUUCUCCUGACGAUUCCAAGAUCUUUCUCCAAUAUUACAAUGACUCCUUGGUGAAAGAUGAUUCAACAAAGAAAAUAAUCAAGUUCGGAGGUUCAGCAAGAAUAUUAGGCGGACUGAAAGCUAAUUACAGCAAUUCAGCUCCAAAAGUCUUGUAUUAUUCUGCUAGAGGGCCAGAUCCGGAAGACAAUUUUCUUGAAAAUGCUGAUAUUCUAAAGCCCAAUUUGAUAGCUCCUGGUAAUCUCAUAUGGGCUGCAUGGAGUUCCCUGGCUACUGAUUCCCUCGAAUUCCAAGGUGAGAAUUUCGCCAUGAUCUCGGGUACAAGCAUGGCGGCUCCUCAUGUUGCUGGGCUUGCUGCGCUGAUCAAACAAAAGUUCCCACAAUUCAGCCCUUCAGCCAUCGGAUCCGCACUCUCUACAACCGCUUCAGUUUACGACAAGCAAGGGGGCCCGAUCAUGGCCCAGCGUGCUUAUAGCAACCCGGAUAUAAACCAGUCGCCUGCAACUCCAUUCGACAUGGGAAGUGGAUUUGUUAAUGCAACUGCUGCAUUGGAUCCUGGUCUUAUCUUUGAUUCAAGUUUCAACGACUUCCUGUCAUUCCUAUGCAGCAUAAAUGGUUCGGGCCCCAUUGUUCUAAACUACACUGGCCAGAGCUGCGGUAUUUCUACAAUGAAGUGCACAGAUUUAAACUUGCCUUCCAUUACCAUAUCGAACCUAACCCAAUCAAGAACUGUUCAAAGAAAGGUUACAAACAUCGCCAACAACGAGACUUACAGCAUCAACUGGAGCCCCCCCAUGGGCGUUGCAAUAUCAGUGGACCCAACUCAUUUUUUCAUCGCAAGUGGUCAGCAGCAGAUCUUGACCAUCAGUCUCAACGCCACCAUGAACAGCCCCACUGCAACCUUCGGAAGGAUUGGGCUCUAUGGAAGCAAGGGCCACAUGUCUACCAUUCCAGUAUCUGUGAUUUUGAAGGUCAUGUCAAAUGCCACUAACAGCUGAAACUGGUUCUGAUUUUACUUCUUUUGGGUUUGUGAGUUUUCUUUGACCCAUUUUUUUAUUCGUUUUCUGGUGUAAAGGUGGAAGCUGCUUCUGUUUGAAAUGUAGAUACUGUGACUGAUUUGAAUAACCAAGGAAUUGAUUGUGUUUACCAUGAA
Magnolia sinica is the source of this 2991-nucleotide messenger RNA. Its product is annotated as subtilisin-like protease SBT2.2. Gene Ontology annotation, biological process: proteolysis. The transcript has 10 exons. The record is from RefSeq and is a predicted model, not a curated record. Bases 257 to 2836 code for a protein of 859 amino acids. Lineage: Eukaryota; Viridiplantae; Streptophyta; Magnoliopsida; Magnoliales; Magnoliaceae. Gene Ontology annotation, molecular function: serine-type endopeptidase activity.